AUGACUUCGACGACAACAAACAAUACCAACGCUGGAGGAGGAGCUGGUGUAGGCGUCAUCAAUGACAGCAAUGCCUCCAGUGAUAGCAACAGUAAUGGAAAUAGCAAUAUAAAUAGCAUUGAAGCGGAAUAUAACAGUAUUCCUGAUCGUAAUGGUUGGCACCGAUUUUAUCUGGCAUCAACAUUGGUAGACACAAACGCAAACGUUGGGUAUGUUGUUUUAGCCUCUGCCUCUGCUGUCGUUGUCGUUUUCGCCGCUGCUGUUACUGUUACUGUUGGUGCUGCGGCUGCUGCUGCUGCUGCUGCAGCUAGCGCUGCCAAUACAAACAUUUUCGUAAACAACAACUAUAUAAACUACAAACGUUUUUGUCCGUGUUCUCUGCGUUGA
Molecule: messenger RNA, 387 nt
Organism: Teleopsis dalmanni
Lineage: Eukaryota; Metazoa; Arthropoda; Insecta; Diptera; Diopsidae
Exons: 2
Coding region: 1-387 (128 amino acids)
Source: RefSeq, a predicted model, not a curated record